Coprinopsis cinerea okayama7#130 is the source of this 2037-nucleotide messenger RNA. RefSeq lists its product as hypothetical. Bases 1 to 2037 code for a protein of 678 amino acids. The transcript is spliced from 9 exons. Lineage: Eukaryota; Fungi; Basidiomycota; Agaricomycetes; Agaricales; Psathyrellaceae. The record is from RefSeq and is a predicted model, not a curated record.
AUGCUGUCUGCUUCAAAUCUUGGCGACUGCAAGAACCCUUCCUGUCCUGACAAAGGCGCUUGUAUCUGGUACUACCCUUCGGAUGGGAAUGCUUCUGAGGACCGGAACUGCAUUCUCGUAGUUUGCGUCUGCGGUUGCCCUGGAAGAAUGCAUGCCCAACGUGCAGCAAAAGGGCCAUCGACCGAAGCAACUCCGGAGCCUCCUCAGGCUACCAACCAUCCGGCUCCACCCUCUGGGCCAGAGAUCAAGACCGCCCAACCCCAGCCUUCCACGACCUCAUCAAAGACCUCGACCUUUCCUGGUUUCACGUCGUUUUCUGGCCUAAACAAAGCGUAUCAAGAGCGGCUUCAGCAGCAGACUCCAGUGCCGGGGUUUGAUCCAGGAACUGCGGCGCGCAGAGAGGGCUUAGACAACCUCAAAAAGACGACAAAGAAGAGGUCAAACCCCAGUACCAAAUCCAACCAGAACCCAUCGUCGAAGCGGCGUGCAUCCGAUAAAGAAAAACAGCAUGCCUCCGAUGUUUUGGUUCUUGAUCUCAGCGUGGUCCUACACCCUCACGCACGAAGCCUGGACAUUGUCGGUUCUGUUGCCAUGCCUGAUGCUAUUGGGGCAGGGUUUGCAGCCAUGAACGUCCGAAUCAACUCGUCCAUGGAUCCUGCGGCCAUCUUGAAGGUUCUCAAAGAGCAGCUCCCCCGUGCACUUUCCAACCACCCGGAACUCUCCCUCGAUGGCGUCCGAAUCCUUAUAAAGGCCGGCGGUGGCCAGGGAAAAUAUACUCGGAUGAAAGCCUAUCCGGUUGUCGGUGGAGACGCAACCUUCGCCGAUAUUCAAGGAUGUUAUGUCGCUGGGGCGUACCGCGGGGCACCUAACUGGAAGAAUAUUCUUUACCUUAUCCCUGCAGUCGGAACCAGGAACUUCGACGUCGAUGGCAUUGAACCAGAGGAAGACUCCUCUGCCUCUGAUGACGCAGGGACUGAGGACGACGAGCGUUGUUCUAUGUCUAGCGGUGAACAGGUGGACAAGGAUGGACGUAGAAUGGAGGGAAGCCAUGAUGGAUCAGCAUGGCCAAGUAUCAACUACGAUCUCUUCGACAAGAUGCCCUCGGCAUAUUCUACUGUCAACAAACUGGUGCUGGUAGCGGAGAACGAGCUAGCGCCCGAGCUGGCUGAGAAGCUUUUGCUAUCUGCCUAUGAUGGGCUGCAGAGCAAGCUUUUCCCCAUUCUCAUGUUUGUCAUGGAGCUGAGAGCGCUAAUCAAGAACAGCUCCACCAGCUUCCAAACUUCAUGCCGGUUUGCUGAAGGCUUCAAGCUCGGGGAAUUCGGACUAUCGCCGGCCAUCGAAAUCUUCCAUCGACUGUACUCUGUCACACUUUCUGCGGCCCGUAGUGGGUACAUCCCAGAUACUGUACGCGACCACAUUGUCGAUGGAAUGGAGCCUCUCGCAUCUUCCAUGCUUGUACUUGUCAGCCACUUCCGCUCCUCGACCAGCAGGUCGAGCUGGGAUCCUCCUGGGGUGCGAGACCUCCGCACUGCUUUAAAGCUUUCCCGUGUCUCCUAUUUCGAGGAAGCGAACGAAGAGGACCGUCUAGAAAUGUUUCACCUCACACUCGACAGUCCUACCGAAGCAUUACGGGCAGCACUGGUCAAGCAUUUUGGAAGCGCCAACAGGGCUACUGAUAUGGUGCUGACCAACGUCAAGACGGGCAAGCACGGAAUGGACGAGUUCUUCCAACGGUUCAUCGACCCUCUCCUUGACAUAUACCCUGUCGAUGUCUCCAACUCAAAGGAUAUGUUCACACUUUUCACCGUAUUUUGUAAAGAGUUGGCCCACAAGAUCACGAACUUCAAGAAGAGCUAUCGCGGAACACGUCAGAGCACCAUGACCGACGACGAAGAGGGAGGGCCCGGAGGGGAUGGGAAGAGAACUAGGGCUGGCUCGGCUAAGGCUGCGGACAACGAAGGAGACGGUGAGAUACCUAGAAGGAAGACCAGGGGAAGCGCCUCGAAGGAUCCGGGUACCAAGGGAGACACAAAGUAA